AUGGAGCUUAUCAAGUCGUUCAUGUCUGAGAACUGUCCAGCAAAGAAACUCGUACUGCUCCAAGCACUUCGCGCCACUCUCGAAACACUACGGCCGGACGACCUUGUCAUGAGCGACAACGCCACACUUUGCGCGCUCACCCAAUCGCUGUUGCUCAGCGGCACCCCGAAUGAUACGGGCGAUGAGGAAGAUAGUCGACACGAGAAAAACGAUUUUCCCGGCAUUGCUGAAGCUGCUAGUGCAGGAAUGAUUUGCGCCCACAUCCUCAUAAAGAGCAACGCAUCAGAGUUGACCGGACUACACGACUUUGUGACGCCGUUAAAAGUUCUGUGUUUCGCACACAACAAAGCUGAAUUACCUUGGUGCAGUGAAGAGUCAGUCGCGGCAUCGUCAGCACUGUCGUCGCAGCUGAAGUGCAUGUUUUCUGUGCCAAAAUUACUUCUUUCCGUGCUGAAAUACAUUCAACCAAAACUUACCAAGGAGACCUGGAAGAAGAAUCCUUGCUACAGGCAUGUCUACCGGGAAGUGCUCUUUAAGCUUUCUCCGAAUGAUAUGGCUGAUGUUCUGCCGAUCGUCAUGGCACCAGCGUUACUGCUUGUAGAUGACUAUAUGACCUACAAUCAGAGACUUGGUCUCACUUGUGUUCGCUGUAUCAUUGUCAGUGUUCCUCCGAGUGACCUUGAUCAGUACGGCCGCCUUGAGGUGCUCUUUGAUGCUCUCAAACAUUUGCUGUAUGUUAAAGAGCCAGACAUAAUAGUUGAACUCCACACAGGAUUACGAAACUUGAUUUUCAGUGACUACUUGGAUGCUCUUCGCACAUUCCGCACCAAAGAUGACAGGCGGCAAAAAAUGGCAGAUUAUGUGUACUGCGAGUUGCUCACGGCAGCCGAGGUGGAGCAGACGUUUGCUCUAAGGAAGGCUUACUCAAGCCAGUUUGCACCCUACAUUAAAUGUCUUGGAAUGGAUGUUGUGAAGUACAUGGACAAGACGUUAAGAGUCCUUUUGGAAUACAUGGAAAUGCAUGACACAGAUGAGCAGAUCUGCAGGAGGAAUGCCUUAUUGUCACUAGCAAUGCUUAUCAAACAAUCGUGGCCAAGAAUUCAGUUUCAUUUCAGGAGGAUUAUAGAUAGCAUCUUCAAGCUGGCCUAUGACCUAUGUGAACAUGGCAACUCUGCUCUGUGGGACGAUAUUGGCAACUGCCUCUACUUGCUGCAACAAUCUUGUCCCAAGCAGUUCCAAGAAUUCCAUGAAGAUCUGCUUUUUUUAAAGGAUGAUAAUAUUCCUGGUAUUGCAUCAUUGCUUGCGUGUUUGGGUACUAGGCAGAUGACAUGAGCAUUGCUGUAAAGAUGCACUGUUCAGUGCUACCAAAGAAGUACUAGGCAGAGGUAAAACAGUGCAGCUGUUUUAUUGUUUUUGUUGACAUGUGGCGGUGCCCACUAGUGACCGGUUGUAAAUUUGGCAAAGUAGUAUGUCAUUUCAUCUUUCAAUCAAGAGUUGCUGUGAAGACUGUCCUGCUCACAUGAAGUUUGUCAAGGUGUAUCUUACUGGACUACAGAAUAUUCAUGCUACCAAGUGCUUUGUAUGUUAAACUGCCCACAAUGCACAAAAGUUUGUGCAAGACAAGGACAUUAAGUGGACAUUAAAAAAAUGAGUGACAGUGUUAACAUGCUACUCAACCAUUGAUUACAUAAUCUGCCUUGUCAAAACUGAUUUUGUGGCUAGUGUUAACUGACCACACAAUGUGUAACAAAACAUAGUUACCAGUACAUGCAGUAAUUAUAGUACAAAUCCAAUUUUUUCUUGCGCUGCCAUAUGCAUGGUCGCUUACAAAUCACUUCGCUUUACAAGUUGCAGUAAAAUUCUGUUGUAUGUAACAGAGAACUCUGUAGUUCACUUGUCUUAUUCAAAGUGUGCAUAAAUAUAAGCCAUCAGUAAGAUGACCAGGAAAACAAUUACGCUUGUGCUCAAUUCUUAGGGGUGGUUAGAAGCAAGUAGUUUUCAUGGAAAUGGCAUCUUUGUGAGAACACAUGGCAUACAUGGAUGUCUGUUCUGCACUACAGCUAUCUUAUCCACAACUUCCAAUCCCUCAUCCCCUUCCACAUGCAAAGUAGCAUGUAGGCAACAUUGCACACACCAGCAGAAGUCUGCAUUCCACUGAACUUUCCCUCUAUCUCUCACCUGAUAUUAUGCAUAUCAACAAAAGUUAAAAGCCCCAUUACUUAAGGAGGAUACACAAAAUUCUGCAUACGGUGUUCUUUACAAAUAACAAAGGUCUAGCAACCAAGCUAUGGAACUUUAAUCACUCCAGCAAAUGAAAAAUCUGUCAGAUCUGCUCAUAAUGUGAUGGCAGCUGGUGCAAUAUUAUGUGCAGCAAGACCCCUGGAGUGAUGGGCCGAUAAUCUAAGUUACUGUUGGGCUGAAGUCUGACUUUGUAUGCAGUUGAAAUGUCUGAUGUGGAGGUACUUUGGCAUCGGCAUAGCCUAAGACAAAGAACAGCCAAGACUUGCAAGCUGGGCUGAGUUUGCUAGUUGGCCUGAGCACGAGCAAAGGUGUGCAGAGGUUCAGCGUGUACACCACACUGCCAUUGUGCAGCAUCCCGCCUCUUCAAUUUCAUUUUUUCCACCCGAAUUUUCGGUCAUACAACAUUUCAAAAUCAUAAUUGUUGCUCAACUUGCUCUGGUGAUUUUUGUUAUGGUAGCUCAGAAAAAUGUUAAACAUUUGGAUAAAUGUAAAGUUACUCAUCACUGUAAAUUUACUCGUCAUUUAUCAUGGCUAUAUCGCUUGGAUUUUUCGCCCAAAAGUCUACAAUAACAUUACUCAUGUGCAAGGCAAACACAUAAAGUCAUCAGGGCUUAUUAACCCAAAUUCAAGCCAGGGGAGGGGUGUAUAUAAAGUUCAUUGGGAAAAUUUCCUUGCGACAACUUAGUGCAAGAAGACUUUUUGCGACAGUAUGGCCACAAAUAAUAUGUGGUGUCUAAAACAGACCAUCAAUAUAUAGGUGAGGCGUAAACUCUUAAUCGCUCAUGGGACGCGUCGUCUGCUCGGCGCUUCCGGUUCAACCGCUGACGGUUCCGGCGCACGAUUCUCCGAUGCGGGGCUGGUCGCGCUUGCUCUCUGUGCACUUUCAUCAUAAGGUAUCGUUCACGCUGCAAAUAUCUAGAACCUGUGACGGUUGCAUCGGUGACUGACCAUUAUAUCUGAGCAUAGGCAGUCAUUUAAAACAUUUUUUUCCUAGCCGAAUCGAUCGAACACGUGAAUUAGGUAUGCGUGCUGUCGCAGUCACGGGCUUAACAUGAAUGACGAGUCGCACUUUCGUGUUCUCAAGUGAAUUAUGUUUGGAUCAACAAUGUGAGUGAUCUAACAUUUCAAUCGUGAAUAUCAGAUUUGUGCUAGAGCCCGUCGUAUACACUAACGUGUUUGCAUUUCGUAGUCUUUGAUAAAUCGCGUUGCGUAAGCGCGCACAGCUAAGAACCUUGAAUUUCCUUAAAAAAAAAAAAAUACCUUCCACACAUUUAGCUUUUCGAACUUUUAUACCACUGAUAACGUAGAGCUUGGACAAGUUGGUAUGACAUAUUAGGAAUUUUAUAGCAUUUUACAGCGAACUUUUAUAUAUGUUUUGCGAUGUUUAUAUAUGAAUCAUGCAUGUGUGGUUUUGUAAAAUAACUUGCUGUCCUCCACGUUAUUGAUAAUAUUUCAUGGAACAUGCUUAAUAACCAAACGUUAACCACGUGGUCGGCAAUAGUUAUGUAGGAUAUGGAACAUGAGGUAUGCUAGAAUUUUAGUGUUCGUCGACUGCAGUUGACUUCCAUGCACGCUUGAGUCUGUCUUAAUAUGCUUUCGACGUGUAUAAGUAAAACAUUGCAGCUUUGUGAUCGCUAGGCCAGUGUCUCUCGUCUUGUGCCCCUUUCACAAAACAUACGAGAAAAAUUACGGUCUACGCCUUUUAAAUCCUCCGAGUACAACACCUUGCUCAUCUUGCAUCGAGCACUAAAUUCAGGUCGCAGGUGUUCGCUUAAAUGUUUUCCAAGACAAUCGUGCCAAGAAAAAGCUUGGAUUGGAACCGCCCGCCCGCCUGUAACGCCUCCACUA
Messenger RNA from Dermacentor silvarum, 4089 nucleotides. Its product is annotated as TELO2-interacting protein 2. The coding region runs from base 1 to 1332 and encodes 443 amino acids. NCBI's taxonomy places the organism in Eukaryota, Metazoa, Arthropoda, Arachnida, Ixodida, Ixodidae. Gene Ontology annotation, cellular component: centrosome; cytosol; nucleoplasm. The record is from RefSeq and is a predicted model, not a curated record. The transcript has a single exon.